Messenger RNA from Cryphonectria parasitica EP155, 786 nucleotides. RefSeq lists its product as uncharacterized. The annotation marks the transcript as partial. The record is from RefSeq and is a predicted model, not a curated record. The transcript is spliced from 11 exons. NCBI's taxonomy places the organism in Eukaryota, Fungi, Ascomycota, Sordariomycetes, Diaporthales, Cryphonectriaceae.
CCCGUCGCUGGCACAGUCGUGAGCGUCGUGGUGUCAUUAUUGUCUUUAUCAAUAAUCUCCUCAUUUCUCACGCAAAAGUAUGGUACAGUCAAGAACUGGCGGAUGUUACCAUGCGCUAUGUGGCUCGUUUUCUGCAUAUAUCUUGACUCGUUUCUGUUCGUCUUUGCCACUGCUGUUCUGAAGUUCGGGCUCGGUCUGGAUUCAAGUUAUGCGGUCUGUGACGGAGCUAUUCUGCUUUGUCUUGUUGCCUAUAUCAGCACAAAAGUAGAAUGGUUGUUGCAGCUGAUUUAUUCAUUCCUCGCUGAAAAAGCAUAUAUCAUACGUGGAGGGCUAAAAUCUCGAAUGGAAUCAAAGUUAUGGCUCUUCAACACUUUUGGCAUGCUCGGAGCGUACACUGUUGUUAUCAUCCUUAACUUUGUAUUUCGAAUUGCACGAUUCGAUGAAGGUGAAUGCGUUAUUGGAAUGGAGAGGCGGGCUUUGUUGCCAUUGAUUACGUUUGACCUGGUUCUCAAUGUCUACCUUACCUUGUUAUUUCUCAUACCUGUCACAGCAUUGCAUUCAUUCAGGAUCAAACAGAGAACGCAGAGGAGGACAGAGAUCCACAGAAUGGCAGUGCGGACAUUUUUUGGGUCAAUGUGUACGCUUACAAGCAGCAUUGUAAAUCUGUCUGUUUUAACAGUUCUCAAUGGUGAGCCAGGGUGGCUUUGUCUCCUGUGCUGUAACAGUGAUGUUCUCUUCUCUGCUCUGAUGGUUCACUGGGUUACAUCUCAUGAUCACAUAGGCAGC